This is a messenger RNA of Schistocerca cancellata (South American locust), 2025 nucleotides long. RefSeq lists its product as uncharacterized. Bases 1 to 2025 code for a protein of 674 amino acids. NCBI's taxonomy places the organism in Eukaryota, Metazoa, Arthropoda, Insecta, Orthoptera, Acrididae. The record is from RefSeq and is a predicted model, not a curated record. The transcript is spliced from 3 exons.
AUGCAGCCUUUGCACGUAGUGCUGCCUUCGCAGGGAGAGCUGACUUCGCAAGGAGUGGUGCCUUCGCAAGGAGUGCUGCCUUCGCAAGGAGUGCUGCCUUCGCAAGGAGGGCUGCCUUCGCUAGGAGUGCUGCCUUCGCAAGGAGUGCUGCCUUCGCAAGGAGUGCUGCCUUCGCAAGGAGGGCUGCCUUCGCAAGGAGUGCUGCCUUCGCAAGGAGUGGUGCCUACACACGGAGUGCUGCCUUUGCAGGGAGUGCUGCCUACGCAGGACUUCGCACGUAGUGCUGUCUUCGCAAGGAGUGCAGCCUUCGGACAUAGUGCUGCCUUCACAAGUAGUGCAGCCUUCGCAAGGAGUGCUGCCUUCGCACGUAGUGCUGUGUUCACAAGGAGGGCUGCCUUCGCAGGGAGUGCUGCCUUCGCUAGGAAUGCUGCCUUCGCUAGGAGUGCUGCCUUCGCAAGGAGUGCUGCCUUUGCACAGAGUGCUGCCUUCGCAAGGAGUAGUGCCUACGCACGGAGUGCUGCCUUUGCGCAGAGUGCUGCUUCACAAGGAGGGUUGCCUUCGCAAGGAGUGCUGCCUUCACAAGGAGUGCUGCCUUCACAGGGAGUGCUGCCUUCGCAAGGAGUGCUGCCUUCGCAAGGAGUGCUGCCUUCACAAGGAGUAAUGCCUUCGCAAGGAGUUCUGCCUUCGCAAGGAGUGUUGCCUUUGCUAGGAGUGCUGCCUUCGCAAAGAGUGCUGCCUUUGCACAGAGUGCUGCGUUCGCAAGGAUUGCUGCCUUUGCAAGGAGUCCUGCCUUCGCAAGGAGUACUGCCUUCGCAAGGAGUGCUGCCUUCGCACGUAGUGCUGCCUUUGCACAGAGUGUUGCCUUCGCAAGGAGUGCUGCCUUCGCAGGGAGUUCUGCCUUUGGAAGGGAGUGCUGCCUUUGCUGAGGGUGCUGCCUUCGCAAGGAGUGCCGCCUUCACAAAGAGUGCUGCCUUCGCUAGGAGUGCUCCCUUCGCUAGGAGUCCUGCCUUCGCUAGUAGUGCUGCCUUCGCAGGGAGUGCUGCCUUCGCAGGGAGUGCUGCCUUCGCAAGGGAUGGUGCCUACGAACGUAGUGCUGCCUUCGCACAGAGAGCUGACUUUGCAAGGAGUGCUGCCUUCACACGGAGAGCAGCCUUCACACGUUGUGCUGCCCUCGCACGGAGUGCUGCCUUUGCACAGAGUGCUGCCUUCGCAAGGAGUGCUGCCUUUGCAGGGAGUGCUGCCUUCGCAUGGAGUGCUGCGUUUGCACAGAGUACUGCCUUCGUACGGAGUGCUGCCUUUGCCCAGAGUGCUGCCUUUGCACGGAGUGCUGCCUUUGCACAGAGUGCUGCCUUCGCAAGGAUUGCUGCUUUCGCAAGGAGUGCUGCCUUUGCUAUGAGUGCUGCCUUUGCUAUGAGUGCUGCCUUCGCAGGGAGUGCUGCCUUCGCUAGGAGUGCUGCCUUCGUUAGGUGUGGUGCCUUCGCUACAAGUGCUGCCUUCGCAGGGAGUGCUGCCUUCGCAAGGGGUGGUGCCUUCACACGGAGUGCUGCCCUCGCUAUGAAUGGUGCCUUCGCAUGUAGUGCUGCCUUUGCACGGAGUGCUGCCUUUGCACAGGGUGCUGCCGUCGCAAGGAGUGCUGCCUUCGCUAGGAGUGCUGCCUUCGCUAGGAGUGAUGCCUUCACUGGGGGUGCUGCGUUUGCUAGGAUUGCUGCCUUCGCACGGAGUGCUGCUUUCACUAGGGUUUGCUCCCUUCGCAGGGAGUGCUGCCCUCGCACGGAGUGCUGCCUUCGCAGGGAGUGCUGCCUUCACAAGGGGUGGUGCCUUCGCAAGGAGUGCUGCCUUCGCAGUGAGUGCUGCCUUUGCAAGGAGUGUGCCUUCGCAAGGAGUGCUGCCUUUGCAAGGAGUGCUGCCUUCCAAGGAGUGCUGCCUCCGCAGGGAGUGCUGCCUUUCAAGGAGUGCUGCCUUCGCAAGGAGUGCUGCCUUCACAAGGAGUGCUGCCUUUGGAAGGAGUGCUGCCUUCGCAAUUAG